AUGUUUAAGGUCAACGCUGCGGCGACGGUCCACGCGGUCGUCAUCGGAGAAAUCUACGAGUACGAGAAGCUGCGACGGUACUGCGAGGACACCGGGUACGCGUUUCGCGGCCGCAGCGACAGCGAGCUUGUGCUGGCCCUCUACAGCAUCCACGGCGCGCUUGGGCUCUUUCGGCAUCUCCGCGGUGAGUUUUCCUUCGUGAUCGUGGACGAGAGAGCGCAUGCCAGGAAGGUUGUAGCCGCAAGAGACAGAUUCGGCAUUAAACCGCUGUUCUGGACCGUGCAGCAGGGCAGAGCCUUAUUCGCAGCCGAGGCGAAGGCGUUCCUCGGGCUAGGCUGGGCCCCGGAGUGGGACGUCGACAGCAUAGCUACGUCUGCCUGGCUGGCAGAGGACAGGACCGUGUUUCAGGGCGUGCAGAAGCUUGCGCCAGGCCACUGGAUGGAGAUCGGGCCGGAAUCCGCCCUCGCGGACCUGCGCACCAGGCCGUACUGGGAUCAGCAGUAUGCCUCCAACUCGGCUACGGACCGCGACGGGAAGGACGACGAGGUGUCCAUCGCUCAAAUGAUUGAGGAUGUCCGUGAGAAGCUGGUCGACGCCGUGCGCGUCCGCCUUCGGGCAGACGUCCCCAUGGGUCUCUACCUCUCGGGCGGCAUCGAUUCCUCCGCCGUCGCUGGAAUCGUGGCGCAUCUUGUGAGUCAGGAGGGCAGGAUGUUUGGCAGCUGCCGAGCGGAUGACGCCGAUCAUCCACCUCGGAUCAAGUGCUUCACCGUUGGCUACACCGAUGCCACGUAUGAUGAAUCAGGUGAGCUCCAGCGGCGGACGCUACACGCUUCGCAAACAAUCAUGUGCUGA
Cordyceps fumosorosea ARSEF 2679 is the source of this 852-nucleotide messenger RNA. RefSeq names its product asparagine synthetase. Gene Ontology annotation, molecular function: asparagine synthase (glutamine-hydrolyzing) activity. The record is from RefSeq and is a predicted model, not a curated record. The transcript is spliced from 2 exons. Bases 1 to 852 code for a protein of 283 amino acids. Gene Ontology annotation, cellular component: cytosol. NCBI's taxonomy places the organism in Eukaryota, Fungi, Ascomycota, Sordariomycetes, Hypocreales, Cordycipitaceae.